UCUACCAUACAGUCUUAACUCUUAAGCCCCAGACAAAUCACACACAUGUCAACAAUGAACCCUCUCAUAAAUCUCCAAGACAAACUGUGCUAUGUCAAAUGUGGCUACUGCAACACCAUUUUACUUGUUAGUGUGCCGCGGAGCAGUCUAUGCACGGCGGUAGUGACGGUGAGGUGCGGCCACUGUGCAGCCAUUCUUUCCGUCAACAUGAUGAUCAGAACUUGCUUCCAGCUUCCCUUACAUAUAUUUGCUUCUCUUGAUCAUCAUCACCAUGAGUUUGCGAAAGAAGGUGAAGCUGAUGAAGAAAAAGGAGAUGCUUCUAAUCCUACAAACAUGAAGAAAAAGUGCUCCUUUUUGGACGACGUCAACAACGACGACGAUGAUAUGACUGAUGAUGAUAUAAAGAUUGCUGUCACUAAACCUCCCGAGAAGAGGCAACGAGCACCGUCAGCAUACAAUUGCUUCAUCAAGGAAGAGAUAAAGAGACUGAAGGGUUCAAAUCCUUGCAUGAGUCACAAGCAAGCCUUCAGCGCUGCAUCCAAAAAUUGGGCCCAUCUAAAACCAAGUCAACACCAGAACAGCGAAGGGGGAAGCCGUAGAGGUCAGCAUUCAGAUAUACACAUGUAAUCCAGUUGUGGGCCUGGGCCUGGAAAUACUGGAUCGGGAAACUGAGCAGGUCCAAUUACAGCUACGUGCAGAUCACAAGUCGUUGCUGCUUUCUAUUAUUCUAUAUAUCAAAUUUAAGCUUUAUGGGAUCAGUGAAAGCGGGCAUCAAAUUCAUAUCUCAUUCUGGAAAUGAUGCAUGUCUUAUUCAAUACAUACAUAUAUAUGGCUUUAUGCUACGUACGUACGUCGGUAUUCUAAAAACAGAAAUGAGACAUUUUUUUUUCU
Messenger RNA from Cuscuta europaea, 891 nucleotides. Lineage: Eukaryota; Viridiplantae; Streptophyta; Magnoliopsida; Solanales; Convolvulaceae. The record is from the annotation of a GenBank genome assembly.